AUGAAGGAUAUCGCGGCCGAGAAGAAACACUCCCGCUUCUUACCCAUAGGUGAAUGCACAGUUAAGGAAGGAUUACUGUACUAUCAAGGCCUACUAUACAUCCCUAACGACGCCGCUAUCAAGUUGGAGAUCCUCCGCACCCACCAUGACGCACCUUCGGCAGGACACCCAGGACGGGCACGCACGCUGGAACUACUAUCCCGGAACUUCUACUGGCCCCAAAUGCGGAAGUCCGUUGCCCGUUAUGUGGACCACUGCGAUACCUGCUCCCGAAUUAAGCCGGCCCGACAUGCCCCGUAUGGCCUCCUCAAACCAUUGGCUCCCCCAGUCAAACCUUGGUUUUCGUUAUCCAUGGACCAUGUUACAGGCCUACCCGAGUCCCAAGGAUCUAACGCCAUCUUAGUGGUGGUCGACCGGCUAACCAAAAUGGCCCACUACAUCCCCACGAGAGACACCGUCGACGCCCCGGAACUGGCCCGACUAUUCCUACAACACGUCUGGAAAGCACACGGGCUGCCGAAAGACAUAGUAUCAGAUAGAGGCACAACCUUUACCUCGCAGUUUUGGAAGUCACUCUGCGGCCAACUGGACAUCAAACCCUGA
Morchella importuna is the source of this 603-nucleotide messenger RNA. RefSeq lists its product as uncharacterized. NCBI's taxonomy places the organism in Eukaryota, Fungi, Ascomycota, Pezizomycetes, Pezizales, Morchellaceae. Gene Ontology annotation, biological process: DNA integration. The coding region runs from base 1 to 603 and encodes 200 amino acids. Gene Ontology annotation, molecular function: nucleic acid binding. The transcript has a single exon. The record is from RefSeq and is a predicted model, not a curated record.